UUUGCGUUGCCUGAUCCUUCUGUAACAACUGAUUUUAUUUAUAUUCCUGGAUUACACUCGAACGCUAAAUCUGGGAAAUAUAACUCUUAGGGAACCAUUAUCUUUCUUCCACUAUAUUACUCUCGUUACCCUUCUUUUGAUCGCCUGUAUAUAAGAAUUCAUCUACCCUAUCUUAUUUUUCGACAGGAUCAUGACACAUUAAAAAACAGACGGUGAGGCUCACCUUGCCAAACCUCACAACAUUUCUUUUCUUUUUAUUUGUAUUUCUCUACAAUAUAGAAAGAACAAGAAAAACAACAAACACACAUGGCUUCCAUUGAAUGUGAGCCUCUCCAAAUUAAUCUAGAUCCAUACCAAAGUGUUCCUUUUGCGCUUGCAGACGGUUCACUGAUACUAGUCUAUUUUUAUCCGACAGACAAGAGAAGCAGAACCAUGAUGGACUUUUCACGUGCAAUCUUUGCGCUGUUGGUAUUAACGUGUACCGUGCAUGGAGGAGUGGUGACGCAGGUUCCUACAUCGCCCCCACCUUCACCAACCACCACAAUCCCCCCUCCAACCACCACAACCCCUCCAAGCACCACAACCCUGACAACCACCAUAAUCACGUGCCCUCCAGUUUACAUGCCGACCUGUGUCUAUGGUUCAAGCCAUGUACCUGUCUACGGUGAAGACGGUUGCAUGCAUUUUGAGUGUGGCCCCGGUACACCCCCUACCCCGACGACUCCAUACCCAUGCCCCAUGCCAGGUUGUCCACCUGGCUCAGACUUGAUUGUCAGCAACACUGAUGGCCCGUGUCCCGAGUACGAGUGUGUACCCAUGUGUCCUCCUGUAAUGAUGCCCAUGUGUGUACCGGGAUUUACUAUUCAAAGAGAGUAAGUGAAAUUCUUUCUCUGUUCCA
Molecule: messenger RNA, 898 nt
Organism: Aplysia californica (California sea hare)
Lineage: Eukaryota; Metazoa; Mollusca; Gastropoda; Aplysiida; Aplysiidae
Product: classical arabinogalactan protein 9-like
Exons: 5
Coding region: 307-876 (189 amino acids)
Source: RefSeq, a predicted model, not a curated record